AUGCUGCAGUCCAAUGACCAUUGCACUUGCAACAGUGCUCCAAAGGCCGGCCGGCCGACUUGUUGGUUUAUUUCAUAUACUGAGUUCCAUUGUCAACAAUCUCUGCAGAACUCCCUUAUAACCUGCUACAUUCCUUUACUCAGCUUCGAAUUUCGAUCUCUCACCAUGGUUUUUCUUCACGAAUUCAUCGGUUUAUGCAUACUCGUGUUCCUAAUCAAUCCGAUAUCUUCGCUGCAAUCUUAUGACGAGUCGAAUUGCAGUGCAACUUCACAAGUUCAUGAACCAAACUACCUUUGCACCCCAAAAGAUUCCCCAUGCCAUACUUACGUAGUUUAUAGGGUUCAAAAGGAUUUUCAAUCAAUGUCAUCUAUUGCAUCUCUUUUCAAUUUGUCCAUGUCUGAUCUCCUUGAAACCAAUCAUAUGACUGAAGCUGAUUCAACCGGUCUAAAGCUAAGAAAAGAAAUCAUCGUACCGGUUGAAUGCUCGUGUUUUCGAACGAUCUCUCGGUCUAUCUUCGAGUACCGUAUUUCUAGCAGUACCAGUUCGUUAGCUUCAUUUGCUUGUGGAGUUUUUGAAGGGCUGACGAAAGUGCAAAGUCUCCAAGAAGAGAAUCCAGACUUCGAACUAAAUCUUGCCGGUGACUUGAUGAUCAAGGUACCGAUUCGAUGUGCUUGUCCUGAUGCAAAUCAAAGCAGAAAUGGGGUUCAACAUCUUGUAACAUAUCCAGUGUUAGAGAACGAUCAUACCGAAAUAAUUGCUCGGAAAUUCGGAGUACCAGAAGAAAUCAUAUGGAAUGCCAAUAAGAUGCAAUCUUUUCCGACUAUUUUCCCUCUCACAACACUACUUGUUCCGAAAAAAGAUGUCCCGGUACUGAAUUUGGAUGUCCAUGAAGAUUUACCCUCUGGUCCUAGAGUGGCAAGUCCGAUUGAGAAAAUUGAACCGAGCAAGAAAUCAAAGCACUUGAGUUCAUAUGCAAUUCUUGGACUCGGCCUUUUUGCAGUGGUUAUCCUGCUGAUUGCAUCCAUCGUCGCAUUCCAUCACGUUCGGAAAAGGCGUAACCAAACCAGUUUUCAGCUUUUAUCCGGUAGAAGUUCGGUGUCGUCAAAUGUCUCACCAGAUUUUCUAGAAAGAAUGUCCGAGUUAAAGCAGUCCUUAACGAAUUUCACCUUGGAGGAACUCAGGGAUGCAACUGAGGAUUUCAACGAGGGAUAUAAGGCAGGGAAAGCUGUAUAUAGAGGCAAAAUCGGUAGUUACAAGGUGGCGAUCGAGCGGAUGAACACGGAUGAAGCCACUCGCCGUGUUGUUUACAUAUUGACCAAAAUUAACCACCUAAACAUAGUAAAGAUCGAAGGUUGCUGCUACGGUACCGAUCCGUAUCUGGUGUACGAGUUCGCGGAAUACGGCAGUUUAAGGGACUGCUUAUCGGAUGCUAGUGUCGCAAGGCAGCUUACAUGGGGGAAAAGAACAACAAUUGCUUUCGACGUAGCAGUGGCACUCCAUUACAUACAUUAUUGCACGAAGCCAUGUUUUAUCCAUGGAAACAUAAAUUGUAAGAACGUGCUAAUAACGAAGGAUUGGAGGGCUAAAAUCACAGGUUUUACAUCGGCAAAGCCAUCAAUUUGCAGUAAAGAAGACGGAGAAACGAGCUUCGACGUCGAUGUAUUCGGAUUCGGGGUUGUUUUGAUCGAGUUGUUAUCAGGUAAACAGGGUGAAGGUGGUGGGGAAGUUUUGAAGGAAUUUGUGAAUAUAUUUGCGGAUCAUGGGAUUGAAGGUUGUUCGGAAAAGUUGGAGAAGUUUAUGGAUCCGAAUAAUCCAUUGGCUGAUGCUUUGUGUUUGGCGUUCUUGGCAAAGGCUUGUGUUGAAUCGGAUCCUCAUCAUAGACCCACCAUGGAUAAUGUUAUAAAGGCUCUCUCAAGAUUUUCAUGA
Hibiscus syriacus is the source of this 1926-nucleotide messenger RNA. Its product is annotated as serine/threonine receptor-like kinase NFP. NCBI's taxonomy places the organism in Eukaryota, Viridiplantae, Streptophyta, Magnoliopsida, Malvales, Malvaceae. The coding region runs from base 1 to 1926 and encodes 641 amino acids. The record is from RefSeq and is a predicted model, not a curated record. The transcript has a single exon. Gene Ontology annotation, biological process: protein phosphorylation. Gene Ontology annotation, molecular function: protein kinase activity; ATP binding.